This is a messenger RNA of Xiphophorus couchianus (Monterrey platyfish), 1867 nucleotides long. RefSeq names its product Ras association domain family member 2b (gene rassf2b). NCBI's taxonomy places the organism in Eukaryota, Metazoa, Chordata, Actinopteri, Cyprinodontiformes, Poeciliidae. Gene Ontology annotation, biological process: signal transduction; regulation of non-canonical NF-kappaB signal transduction; positive regulation of JNK cascade. The coding region runs from base 364 to 1338 and encodes 324 amino acids. The record is from RefSeq and is a predicted model, not a curated record. Gene Ontology annotation, cellular component: nucleus; cytoplasm. The transcript is spliced from 11 exons.
UCUCUCUCUCUCUCUCCUCCCUCCAAGAGAUCCUUGAUGCUUGGCCGCACGCGCAUCGCGCUGAUUGUUUCCAACGGCAGGAGCACGAGACCAAGUUGUACUCAUCCGUGGGCCGACGGUUGAUCCUCGAGAAAAGAGAAGAACCGAGUGGGAGCGCGGUAGAUGAGCCAAGAAAGAGUCUCCUAAAGUCGGCAGGAAAUCCAGCUCAGUAAAAAGAGCUUCUUGGGCUGUUCAGGACCGGACAGACUCCCAGAACCUGACACACCUGACCCAGAUUGGACCGAUCCGACCCUGUGCUCUCUGUCCACACACGUGCAACAAAAGCCUGCCGUCUCCUCUGUGAGUCUCUCAUGCUAACCGAGUAUGGAUGGUACACAGGACGGGGUUCAGAUCGGAGAGAAAAAGUUCAUCAGCAAGGCAGCAAUCCUCUCAUAUCUGAAAACAUACAACCUUUACUAUGAGGGGCAGAAUCUCCAGCUCCGACACAGAGAGGAAGAAGAAGAGCUGAUCAUCGAAGGCUUGCUGAAUAUCUUUUGGGGCCUUCGGCGGCCAAUCAGACUUCAGAUGCAGGAUGACCACGAGCGGAUUCGACCGCCGCCGUCCUCCACGUCCUGGCACUCAGGCUGCAACCUGGACAGCCAAGGUUCUCCCAACAACACAGACGGUCAGCAGACCUCAGAACAAAUUCCUCCCACUGUGGAAGUGACGCCACCUGACAGUAAACAAGAAGACAACACGGAGACGGAUGAAGAGGACAGUGAGAGCUCCGCUCAGCUUCUGCGGACGAAAAGCGACGCUGGCGUUUUAAGACGCGGCCAGCGGCGGUCUCCAAGCGACCAGAGGAAAAUCCGACGCCAUCGAUUCUCCAUCAAUGGACACUUUUACAACCAUAAGACAGCCGUGUUUACUCCUGCGUAUGGGUCAGUUACAAAUGUCAGAAUCAAUAGCUGCAUGACCACACCGCAAGUGCUUCGGGUUCUCCUCAACAAGUUUAAAAUCGAAAACAGCGCGGAUGAUUUCGCGCUCUAUCUUGUCCAUGCAAGUGGAGAGCGAGUGAAGCUGAAGCGGACUGAUUUUCCUCUGGUGCUGAGAGUCAUUCAGGGUCCAUGUGAGCAGGUCUCCAAGGUCUUCCUCAUGGAAGAAGACUUGGGUGAAGAAGUCACAUAUGAUGUGGCGCAGUAUAUCAAGUUUGAGAUGCCUGUCCUUCAGAGUUUCAUCACCAAAUUGAAGGAAGAAGAAGACAGAGAGGUGCAGAAGCUCAGAAGAAGGUAUAAUUACCUGCGGUGUAUAAUAGAAAAGCAGCUUCGUGGUCUUCCAGAAGGAGCAAAGUGUAUUUAACCUAAUGAAGGUCCAGCACAAACUGUUAGGAACUGUUUACAUCCGCCGCCAACAGAGAGAGAGUCGAUCAGGCAAGAACUUCUCCUUUCUAACUCCUCCACUUCACUCUUCUGCUGUCUUCCUGUACGCCGUCACAUACUCGGCUCGAGUAAUUUUACCUUUUUAUUUGUAUUUUUAUUUUAUAAGCUUCCUGAGCCUAAAAUAUGAGGCCACAUCCUCUGUUCUUAUUCUAAUCAAGCACAGCUGUAAUGUGACAUAAUUAUAGUAAAGUGCCUAUUUUAACCUCUUCCAAGCACAAAAUGCUCACAAAUGAUCAAAAAGAGCUGGAGCUAAUCACACUGGCUGAAAGCACAAGGUUUUAAGAUCCAAGAGCUGAUGCCAAUGUUUGCAUUUACAUUCCUCCCUGAGCUGGGCGAGUCUGAGAACUGAAUUUUUAUCAGCCGCCUUCGUUUCACUGCAGCUGAUAAAUCCUAACGCUCAGAUUAUGCUGUUAUUAGCUAUUCUGUAAACUGGAUGUUAUGUUUGUUUU